This is a messenger RNA of Austrofundulus limnaeus, 1519 nucleotides long. It is a transcript of the gene fbxo8, whose product is annotated as F-box protein 8. The record is from RefSeq and is a predicted model, not a curated record. Gene Ontology annotation, biological process: regulation of ARF protein signal transduction. Gene Ontology annotation, molecular function: protein binding; guanyl-nucleotide exchange factor activity. Lineage: Eukaryota; Metazoa; Chordata; Actinopteri; Cyprinodontiformes; Rivulidae.
GGCAGGAGGAGGUUGGAAGCACAGGAUAAUUGUGUCAGUAAUGAGCUCCGUGGCGGACGGAUCUGUUCUGAAUCACAGCAGCUGGCCAGGACUGGAGUCUGGAGAUGACAGCGGCUUACAUUUGAAGUGAAUCCCUGUUUUCAGCUGUCCUAGCGGAGCGGGUCAGGUCGUCCACAGGAACCCAUAACUCAGGAAGAGAUGGAGGAAGUUCACAGAGACGAACUCCACAGCAAUGUUAUGGUCCUGACAUUUAUCAUCUGCUGAAAACCUGCAGAGGAGGUAAAGCGCAGCAUGGUUUUAUAGAUCUGGAGAUGCUCCCACCUGAACUUGGUAUUACCAUCCUGUCUUACUUAAACGCCACUGAUCUGUGCCUGGCUGGCUGUGUGUGGCAGGACCUGGGACAAGACGAAUAUCUGUGGCAGGGGCUGUGCAAGUCCACAUGGGGACACUGCUCCAUCUACAACAAAAGACUACCUGCUGGUUUCUCAUAUCGAAGGCUCUAUCUACAGCUAGAUGAAGGCAGCCUGACAUUUAAUGCUAACCCACUGGAGGGUAUCAGCUACUUCAUGUCUAAAGGUAUUCUUGUGGAUCAUCCUAAAGAGUUGGCCAAGUUCAUAUUUUACACCAGACGUCUCAACUGGAAGAUGCUGAGGAUUUACCUGGAUGAGAGACGAGAUGUUUUGGACGAGUUAGUGACCCUUCAUAACUUCACUAACCAGUUCCUUCCCAAUGCUCUACGGGAUUUCUUCAGACACAUCCACGCACCUGAGGAAAGAGGAGAGUACCUGGAAACACUCAUCACCAAGUUCAGCCACAGGUUUUGUACCUGUAACCCUGGUCUAGUCCGUGACCUCGGCCUUAGUCCUGACGCUGUGUAUGUGCUGUGCUACAGUCUGAUCCUGCUGUCCAUAGACCUCACCAGUCCACAUGUGAAGAAUAAAAUGUCUAAGAGGGAGUUUAUCAGGAACACGCGCCGAGCAGCACAUAAUGUCUCUGAUGACUUUGUCGGCCAUCUCUACGAUAAUAUCUACCUGAUCGGACAUGUGGCCGCGUAGCUCUGCUUCCUGCACUGGUGGAGGCCUCAGUGACUGAAAAAGUGGAAAAAAACUUUGACAAAAUGAACUUUUUUUUUCCAUUUUUCACUUUCUGCAAGGAACAGAACGGUAUGUAGCAAACAGCCUUACCACUUCACUGUAGCAGCGUUUGUUCUACCAAAUAUUUGUAGUUCUUAGCUUUUUUUAAUGAAGGUGAAAGUGAAGGAGUUUCCUGACAGAGUGAAGAGCAAAGAAGACCACGUAGCUCUGAUCCUGCAGGGUCUGUGAAGAAACCAUGAAGAAGAGGAAGAGCGUGGACCUCAGUCUGAUGUCAGGACAGUUCUGUCUUUAGCACCUGAUGCUUCUUCUAACUUGUUGCUGGGCGAAGCUCAUCCCUUCUCACAAAGGACAGUAAAACAAAGUGUUUGUGAAACCUGCUUAUCUAAAGACAAUAUAAAGAUGGAGUCAAUCAGUGGAACCCUAAA